Jatropha curcas is the source of this 1505-nucleotide messenger RNA. RefSeq names its product DNAJ heat shock N-terminal domain-containing protein. The record is from RefSeq and is a predicted model, not a curated record. Lineage: Eukaryota; Viridiplantae; Streptophyta; Magnoliopsida; Malpighiales; Euphorbiaceae.
AGGCAACACGCCCAAGUGGCCCAUUGCAUCUCUUUCACUUUCCCUAUAUUAUUCUCUCUAUGACCUAUCUUUUGAUCAUUUCACAAUUUGGAGAAGCUAAUUAAAAGCUCACUUUCAUCUUCUACACUAUUGCUAAUAAUUCAACGAUGGUGAAGGAGACGGAGUAUUAUGAUGUUCUAGGUGUCAGUCCUUCUGCCUCAGAGGAAGAGAUUCGCAAAGCUUAUUAUCUUAAGGCCAGGCAAGUUCAUCCAGAUAAAAAUCCAAAUGAUCCUCAAGCUGCAGAAAGAUUUCAGGCGUUAGGUGAAGCAUAUCAAAUUUUGAGUGAUCCAGUGCAAAGAGAUGCUUAUGAUAGGAAUGGCAAGUGUUCCAUAUCAAGAGAAACUAUGCUUGAUCCUACAGCAGUAUUUGCUCUUUUAUUUGGAAGCGAAUUAUUCGAGGACUACAUUGGACAUUUAUCAGUAGCAUCAAUGGCUUCUUCAGAAUUAGCUACUGAAAUUGAUAAUCCUGACAAAAUACAUGAUAAGCUGAAGGCUGUUCAAAAAGAAAGAGAAGAAAAACUAGCAAGAUUGCUUAAAGAUUUUCUUAAUCAAUAUGUUCAUGGCGACAAGAUUGGAUUCUUAAAGCGUGCUGAAUCUGAAGCUAAACGCCUCUCUGAUGCAGCUUUUGGAGCUGAUAUAUUACAAACUAUUGGCUAUACAUAUUCAAGACAAGCGGCACAAGAGCUUGGAAAGAAAGCAAUUUAUCUUGGAAUGCCAUUUUUGGCUGAAUGGGUACGCAACAAGGGCCAUUUCUGGAAAUCACAGAUCACAGCAGCAAAAGGUGCUUUUCAGCUACUGCAACUUCAAGAAGAUAUCCGCAAGCAAUUUAAAAUGGAUGGAAGUGGCCCUGAAAAUGAUGUUGAAGCGCAUCUUCGAUCGAACAAAGAAAUAUUGAUGAGUUCAUUAUGGAAAUUGAAUGUAGUAGAUAUUGAAGUCACCCUUGUUCAUGUUUGUCAAAUGGUUCUUCGGGAAAACAAUGUUAAGAAAGAUGAACUUAAAGCUCGUGCUUUGGCUUUGAAACUUCUUGGAAAAAUCUUUCAGCAAGGAAAACAAGCACGAAAUGGAGCACCAUCAAAAGGGAAAAGCGCUGCUGAAAUUGAUGGUGAUGAUGACAGUGAUGGAAGCAGUUCUGAUAGUAGUAGUGAAGAGGAUUCACCAAGAGCAAUACAAUAUCGAACUCCUCUAUUUACUCAGGGUAUUGGCAGACUGUUCAGGUGCCUGUGUAAUCCAGCAUUUGAUGUUGAUGAUGAAGAGAUUGUGUAUAAAAGCAAAUAAUGCAUAGUGUGUACAUACUCGAGGUUUGAUGAUGUUCAUACUAUGAGAUGGAGAAAAGCAAAGCUUUAAGCUUAUUGUUCAAUGGAGAAAGUUCAGUUAUUAUGAAACAGAUUUUGGCGCAAGCUACAUUCAUUUUGUGUAUUUUUGCAUUUAAUAAUAAAUCAGACCACUGCUAUAAGUCCAAGUAUCAAA